Cladophialophora psammophila CBS 110553 is the source of this 1047-nucleotide messenger RNA. RefSeq lists its product as uncharacterized. Lineage: Eukaryota; Fungi; Ascomycota; Eurotiomycetes; Chaetothyriales; Herpotrichiellaceae. Gene Ontology annotation, molecular function: 2-oxoglutarate-dependent dioxygenase activity. Bases 1 to 1047 code for a protein of 348 amino acids. The record is from RefSeq and is a predicted model, not a curated record. Gene Ontology annotation, cellular component: cytoplasm. The transcript is spliced from 5 exons.
AUGAGUCCCGCUCACACCGGCAUCACAGAGCAAGUUCUCUCCUACAAGGCUCCUGAUCCACCCGUGAAGGAGUUUGAACCAGCUCCAGAUCGUGCCAUUUUCGCCGAUCCGGACAAGAAGUCGCUCUUGGCUGCGUGUAAACAGGUCCGCAAGCUGACUCCCUACGUCGGGACGGAGCUUGUGGGAAUCCAAUUGAGCCAACUCACAGAUGCGCAGAAAGACGAGUUGGCCUUGUUGGUUGCCGAACGAGGCGUGGUCUUCUUUCGAGAUCAGGACCUUAGACUUGAGCAACAGUAUGCACUGACUGCUUACUACGGGAUUGUGAGCGAAGCCCUGCCAGAGAGACAUUCGCCCUCAACAACCACUGGCCGUCCCAGCGAUAUCCGAAAGUACGCCGACUAUGGGGGCGAAUACCAUUCCGACCACUCUCACGAAGCCAACCCGCCGGCGUACACCAUGUUACGAAUGAUCCGGACGCCUGAGAGUGGCGGGGAUACCGUCUUUACGAGCCAGACUGCGCUGUAUGAUAAGUUGAGCCCGACAUUUCAGAGGUUGUUCGAUGGACUACAUGCCGUGCAUAGCUCCGAGAGCGGCUUCGUGAACUCGAUCAAUGGAGGCUACAAGCCAUUCCGUGGCCCUCAGCGUCGCGACCACCCACUGGUCCGCACGCACCCAGUCACUCGCCUCAAAUCGCUCUUCUACAACCCGACCUUCGUCAUCCACAUCCGCGAGCUCAAGGCCCAAGAGUCGAUCCACACGCUGAACUUCCUGCGUGAACACCUGCACGCGGCCGAUGACCUGACGGUGCGGUGGAAGUGGGAGCCCGGCUCCGUCGCCUUCUGGGACAACCGCGUGGUCGUGCACAGGGCCAUCCCCGGCGGCUACGACCCUGCGACGAGGGAGGGCAAACGCACCGCCAUCUUCGGCGAGAAGCCCUUCUUCGACCCCGAAAACAGCCAGACGUUGAGCGAGCGUAUUCGCGGCAUGGGCGGUCCCGAGGCCCAGUACGAGGAGACGAACAUCUACUUCAACAGUCCGCACGUUUGA